Molecule: messenger RNA, 828 nt
Organism: Priceomyces carsonii
Lineage: Eukaryota; Fungi; Ascomycota; Pichiomycetes; Serinales; Debaryomycetaceae
Product: exosome non-catalytic core subunit
Exons: 1
Coding region: 1-828 (275 amino acids)
Biological process (GO): U4 snRNA 3'-end processing; poly(A)-dependent snoRNA 3'-end processing; nuclear mRNA surveillance
Cellular component (GO): nuclear exosome (RNase complex); cytoplasmic exosome (RNase complex); nucleolus
Source: RefSeq, a predicted model, not a curated record
AUGAAUGUAACAGAUAGGAGAAGAGUUUUGGCUCCGGGAAACAUUUCAUUUCCUUCGUUGGGUAUAUCUUCAGACGGAAAGGCUGAAGCUAUCAAAACGGGGCCAAAUGAUAAAGAAAGGAAAAUGUUUUUGAAAAGAGGAUUUAUUGAAAAUGCAAAUGGAUCUGCAUACUUAGAAAUUGGAAAGACUAUUAUUGAAGUUUCAGUUUAUGGACCUAGGCCUAUAAAGGGCUCCUUUGUUGAAAGGGCUUCAUUUUCGGUGGAGACUAAAUUUUUGCCCUAUCUACCACAACCUGAAGAAUCUGUAUUUAAUGGCGAACAGCUGGGAACUUCAGGAAAGACACAUAACUCUAGUUUUACAAAUGUUGAGCAAAAGGUUUCCAAUUAUGUCGAAACUUCUUUAUUACCUACAUUAAUGUUGAAUAGAUAUCCUAAAUCAACGAUUGAUUUAUUCAUUAAUGUGAUUUCAACAGAGGAUAACAUAUUGUUGACUAAUUUGUUAAGUUGGAUCGUUAAUUGCUCCUCAAUAGCCUUAGUAGAUGCAGAGAUAGAGAUGAAGGAUAUAGUAACUAGUGGGCAGGCUCUCUUAAAGCUACAAUCUAAUGAAAUUUUGAAUGAUCACGUCCAAAAAACUGAUGAUUUUGACUCAGUCGAGUGUAUCAUCAGUUUCAUGAAUUUGCGAAAUGACGAGAUAGUAGGAUUGCUAUUUGAAGGAUCUCAUGUUGAGCUCGAUGAAGGCAUGAUAAGUAAGCUAAUCGAUACUUGCAAUGAGACGGCUAAGCAAAUUAGAAGUAAUAUAAACUUUUUUUUAAUGGAAGACUCUAAUUGA